AUGGCGGUGGAAUCCUUAGAGACGGAGAUGGACACGGCGGUGCGUGUAGUGCACCUUGCUUCUUCUCUCUGUGUUAAAGUUCAGGACAAGCUUCGUCUUCCUUCUUCCACCAACGGUGCUCACGUUAAGUCCAAAGACGAUGAUUCCCCUGUCACCGUCGCAGAUUGGGGUGUUCAAGCAAUUGUGAGCUGGGUUUUAGCUGAAGUUUUUGGUGGUCAAAACCUUUCGAUUGUCGCUGAAGAGGACACCGAGGCUCUCUCCAAGGCUGAUUCAUUGGGUCUUUUGGGAGCUGUCUCGAAUGCAGUCAAUGAAGCCUUGUCUGAAGCUCCUAAAUACGGGCUUCCAAAACCAGAUAAGCCCUUGGGAUCAACUGAAAUUCUAAAGGCGAUCGGUCGAUGCAGUUCCGUUGGAGGACCAAAGGGAAGGCACUGGGUGCUUGAUCCGGUUGAUGGAACGUUAGGAUUUGUUCGUGGGGAUCAGUACGCUGUUGCUUUAGCUCUGAUAGAGAACGGUAAACUCCUUUUGGGGGUACUAGGUUGUCCUAAUUAUCCAGUUAAGAAAGAAUGCCUGAGUAACGGUUGCAACCAAACCGUGGCAAAAUCUGUACCUGGGGACGUAUCGAAAGGGUGUGUCAUGUAUGCAAAGAGAGGAAGUGGUCAAGCGUGGAUGCAACCGCUAAUUGCAGGAGGAAUCCCAGAAUCUGCAACGCUCCUUAAAGUUUCCUCUGUCAAUGAUCCUGUUCUAGCUACCGUUUGUGAGCCAGUGGAGCGAGCAAACUCAAAUCACUUGUUCACUGCAGGACUUGCCAAUAGCAUGGGAGUUAGAAAACAGCCCAUGCGAGUGUAUAGCAUGGUGAAAUAUGCAGCGAUUGCGCGUGGAGAUGCUGAAGUGUUUAUGAAGUUUGCACAGUCGAGUUACAAAGAGAAGAUAUGGGAUCACGCAGCUGGAGUAGUCAUUGUGGAAGAAGCGGGUGGUGUGGUGACUGAUGCGGGAGGAAGAAACUUAGACUUCUCAAAAGGAGUUUACUUGGAAGGUCUAGACCGAGGAAUCAUAGCGUGUUCUGGUCAAGUUUUGCAUGAGAAGAUCAUAGGUGCGGUUUAUGCUAGUUGGGAAUCUUCCAGUCUCUGA
Arabis nemorensis is the source of this 1128-nucleotide messenger RNA. NCBI's taxonomy places the organism in Eukaryota, Viridiplantae, Streptophyta, Magnoliopsida, Brassicales, Brassicaceae. The record is from the annotation of a GenBank genome assembly.